UCUAGCAUUAAAUUAUUGUAACAGCUUCCCCCACUUGUUAUUUACAGGUGUUGCUCAGCCCGAACAGGGGGACUAUAUAUACAGGUGCCCCUUUUUCACCCCCACCCCUGACCUCACAGAGUCUACGAACGCCUCUGGCCUCUUUGAAUCCCACUGUUUUGGACUUGGAAGAAGUUGACAAACAAAACAAGUGAAAAUAAGAGCGAACUUUCUAAACCUCCCCAGCAGAACUUCUUCAGUCCUGACUCAGACUCUCUCAGACCUCCUCGCUCACAAAGUCCGCUAUGGCACCAGGAGGAAGAGAGGGAGCAGAAAAAAAGGAAAAGAUUUGACAACAUGGCGCAGUUUCCCUGAGAAAAGUUUCCCCCUGCACGACACACGGCUGCGCUCGGUUCUGCGCCUUCUCCUCGCUGGUUAUCUGCGCUACGACGCGGACGUGUUUUCUCUGGCGACACUCGGAGCAAACAGUGGAUGACAAACAACAAGUCAGCGAGGAGGGUGGUGGGAUGAGAGCGGCGAGAAGAAGCUCAAACCACAGCAGGCAGACAGGAUGGAGAAGCCAGCGACUCUCAAAGGAAAGUUUUCAAUCUUCAGUUCUCGGGCAGCGGGCAGACCGAUCCGGUGUGUUGGUGGUGACGACAUGGCCAGGUAUGGUCUCAGCAAAGCAGAGUUCAUGGAGAAAGUGCAGCAGAGCAAUGAGGCGUGUCAGCGUGGUGACUUUGAGGCGGCUGUUCAUUUGUACAGUGAGGCCCUGCGAGCCGAUCCACAGAACUGCAUCCUGUAUAGUAACCGUUCGGCAGCUCUUCUCAAAAUGGGACAACACCAGGUGGCUCUGGAGGAUGCUGAAAAGGCUUGUGAGCUUAACCCCAAGUGGCCCAAGGCAUACUUCCGACAGGGUGUUGCCCUUCAGUACCUUGGUCGCCAUGCCGACGCUCUGGCCGCCUUCGCCUCCGGGCUGGCCCAAGACCCCAAGAGCCUACAGCUCCUGGUGGGCAUGAUCGAAGCUGCCAUGAAGUCGCCACUACGAGAGUCUCUCGAGCCCACCUAUCAGCAGCUGCAAAAGAUGAAGCUGGACAAGAGUCCCUUUGUGGUGGUGUCUGUGAUCGGCCAGGAGCUGCUGACAGCAAGCCACCACACGGCUUCUGUUGUGGUGCUGGAAGCAGCUUUGAAGAUCGGUACAUGCAGCCUCAAGCUACGCGGCUCCGUCUUCUCUGCCCUCAGCAGCGCCCACUGGUCCCUUGGAAACACAGAGAAGAGCACCGGCUACAUGCAGCAGGACUUAGAGGUGGCCAAGACCUUAGGUGACCAAACAGGGGAAUGCCGUGCUCAUGGGAAUCUGGGCUCGGCAUUCUUCUCCAAGGGAAACUACCGUGAAGCGCUGACCAACCAUCGCAACCAGCUGGUUCUGGCCAUGAAGCUAAAGGACAGAGAGGCUGCUUCGAUGGCACUGAGCAGCUUGGGCCAUGUAUAUACAGCCAUAGGAGACUAUCCAAACGCCCUGGCCAGCCACAAGCAGUGCGUCCUGCUGGCCAAGCAGUCCAAGGAUCAGCUGUCUGAGGCGCGCGAGCUGGGAAACAUGGGGGCCGUCUACAUCGCCAUGGGAGACUUUGAAAACGCUGUCCAGUGUCAUGAGCAGCACCUGGGCAUCGCCAAGGCCCUGGAAAAUAAACGUGAGGAAGCUCGGGCCUACAGUAACUUGGGCAGUGCCUACCACUACCACCGUAACUUUGACAAGGCCAUGUCCUACCACACGCAUGUUCUGGAGCUCGCCCAGGAGCUAGAAGAAAAGUCCAUUGAGAUGAGAGCCUACGCGGGACUGGGCCACGCAGCGCGCUGUAUGCAGGACUUGGAAAGAGCCAAGCAGUACCAUGAACAGCAGCUGUCUAUAGCUGAGGGUUUGAAGGACAGGGCCGCAGAAGGAAGGGCCUCCUCCAAUCUAGGAAUUAUCCACCAGAUGAAGGGGGACUAUGAGACUGCACUGAAACUCCACAAAACACACCUGGCCAUCGCUCAGGAGCUGAACGACUACGCGGCUCAGGGCCGGGCAUAUGGUAACAUGGGCAACGCCUACAAUGCCCUGGGAGCAUUUGACCAGGCUGUUCGCUACCACCGCCAGGAGCUGCAGAUCUCCAUGGAGGUCAAUGACCGGGCCUCGCAGGCAUCCACCCAUGGCAAUCUGGCUGUGGCUUACCAGGCCCUGGGAGCCCACGACCGUGCUCUGCAGCAUUACCAGAACCACCUCAACAUAGCUCGUGAGCUCAGAGACGUCCAGAGUGAGGCACGGGCUUUGGGCAACCUCGGCAACUUCCACUGCUCUCGAGGAGAGUUCCCCCAGGCCGUGCCCUACUAUGAGCAGUACCUCCGGCUGUCCCCUGACCUCCAGGACAUGGAGAGUGAAGGGAAAGUUUGUCACAAUCUAGGUUAUGCCCACUACUGCCUGGGCAACUAUCAGGAUGCUGUCAAAUACUAUGAGCAGGACUUAGCUCUUGCCAAGGACCUUCAUGACAAACUGAGUCAGGCGAAGGCUUACUGUAACCUUGGUUUGGCAUUCAAAGCCCUAGGAGACUUUACUAAGGCAGAGGAGUGUCAGAAAUACCUCCUGUCACUGGCCCAGUCUCUGAACAAUGCACAGGCCCGCUUCAGAGCUCUGGGAAACCUGGGAGACAUAUUUGUCUGUAAGAAGGAUGUGGCCGGAGCCAUUCAGUUUUAUGAGCAGCAACUGGCCUUAGCUCACCAGGUUAAGGAGCGUAGGAUGGAGGCCUGUGCCUAUGCCGCCCUGGGGGCCACGUACAGACUUGUGCAGAAAUAUGACAAAGCACUGGGCUACCACACCCAGGAGCUGGAGGUGUACCAAGAGCUGGGCGAUGUGUCGGGAGAGUGCAAAGCCCACGGUCACCUGGCAGCCGUCUACAUGGCCCUGGGGAAAUACGCCAUGGCCUUCAAGAGCUACGAGGAGCAAUUGGAGCUGGGGCGGAGGCUGAAAGAUCCUGUGGUGGAGGCUCAGGUGUACGGGAACAUGGGCAUCACUAAAAUGAAUGUAGGGGUGAUGGAGGAGGCGAUUGGCUACCUGGAGCAGCAGCUGGCCACUUUACAACAGCUGAGUGGCAACGAGGCAGUCAUGGACAGGGGCAGGGCCUAUGGGAACUUGGGAGACUGUUAUGAGGCUCUAGGAGACUUUGAGGAAGCCAUCAAGUAUUAUGACCAAUAUCUGUCAGUGGCCCAGAGCCUCAACCGCAUGCAGGACCAGGAGAAGGCCUACAGAGGCUUAGGCAAUGGACACAGGGCCAUGGGACACCUACAGCAGUCGCUGGUGUGUUUUGAGAAGCGACUAGUGGUGGCUCACGAGCUCGGGGAGUGCGGGGGCAAGGCCCAGGCCUAUGGUGAACUAGGUGCUCUCCACAGUCAACUGGGCAAUUACGAGCAGGCCAUCUCCUGUCUGGAGCGUCAACUGGUCAUCGCCCGCGACACCCAGGACCGACUACUGGAGGGUGACGCCAGCUGCGGUUUGGGUGUUGUAUAUCAAUCUAUGGGGGAGUAUGAGACAGCCCUGCGAUGCCACCAAAGUGACCUGGAGAUUGCAGAGGAGACGGGUAGCCCCACACGCCAGGCUCGCGCCUACGGCAACUUAGGCCUUACCUAUGAGUCGCUAGGAAACUACGAGCGGGCAGUCGUGUUCCAAGAACAGCACCUAAGUGUGGCAGCACAGACUAAUGACUUGGCUGCCAAGACACUGGCCUAUGGUAGCCUGGGGAGAACACACCAUGCACUGCAAAACUACUCACAGGCUGUCAUGUACCUGCAGGAAGUAUUGGAGUGUUUUCACAUGCAUUGUUUUGUGCUGUGUUUAUACAGGAGUUGCCAGAGUAUGACCAGCCUGUUCAGUAACACCAUGUCUCCUGCCAAAGAUGGUAACUCUUCUCUGCCUCGCCGCUCCAGCAACCUCGGCAAACCUCCACUCCGGGCACUUUAUGAUUUGCUGAUUGCACCUAUGGAAGGGGGCUUGAUGCACUCCAGUGGACCAGUUGGCAGACACAGACAGCUGGUGAUGGUGCUGGAGGGAGAACUGUACCUCAUCCCCUUUGCUCUGCUUAAAGGAAGCUCCUCAAAUGAAUAUCUGUAUGAACGCUUCAGCCUCAUCGCUGUUCCCUCCAUCCAUGGCCUUGGAUCCAGUGUAAAGGCUCAUUCUCGGCGCCCAGGACCAGCUCCAUGUGGCGGUGUCUCGAUGGCAGCAGUGGUAGGGAACCCUCGCCUGCCCUCGCCUGUGAUGGACCGCUGGCUGUGGGGACCCAUGCCCUCUGCGGAGGAGGAGGCUCUGAUGGUGGCUGAACUGCUCGGAUGCCAACCCUUGGCCGGCUCUUCCGCGACCAAGGAGAGGGUGAUGAGUGCCCUCACACAAGCAGAGUGCGCCCACUUUGCCACCCACAUUUCUUGGAAAUUGGCAGCUCUGGUGCUCACCCCAAACCCAGAGGGAGUGCCUGGUGGGGCAAGUGCUAGCGUGGGAGUGGGAACUGUGGGGAGAGGUGCAGGCGGAAGGAGAGGCAGCAGUGGCAGAGGCAGGAAGGGCUCGAUUGGAAGUGGCUACACCAUCCCAGAGUCUCUCCACAUGCAGGAUGACAGCAGUGAUGUGGAAAGUAUCUGUGACAGUCCCCCGCUGCAGGAGUUCCUCCUUACAGCUGCAGAUAUAUUGGACCUGAGGUUGCCUGUCAAGCUGGUGGUGCUGGGUUCAUACCAGGAGUCCAGCAGCAAGGUCACAGCAGACGGUGUUGUGGGAUUGACCAGGGCCUUCCUUGCCGCUGGGGCUCAGUGUGUUCUCGUGUCCUUGUGGCCCGUCCCUGUCGCAGCCUCCAAGGUUUUCGUACAUGCCUUCUACACUGCCCUGCUCAAUGGGACCAAGGCUAGUGCAGCCCUGGCAGAUGCCAUGAAGACUGUUCAGAGCAGCAAGCAGUAUUCACACCCCUCCAACUGGGCAGGAUAUAUGCUGAUUGGCAAUGAUGUGAAGCUCAACAGCCCAUCUUCCCUCAUCGGCCAAGCUUUGGCAGAAAUUCUGCAGUUUCCAGACCGAGUUCGUGAUGCUCUGAGAGUGUUACUCCAUCUGGUGGAGAAGUCUCUGCAGAGGAUACAGAACGGCCAGCGUAACUCCAUGUACACAUCCCAGCAGAGUGUGGAGAACAAGGUUGGGGGGAUCCCUGGCUGGCAGGCCCUGCUGACAGCUGUGGGCUUCCGUCUUGACUCUGCAGGCACUGGUAUCCCUGCUGCUGUCUUCUUUCCCACUGCAGACCCAGGAGACAGGCUUCAGCAGUGCAGCACUACUUUACAAUCACUACUGGGUCUACCGCCACCAGCUCUCCAGGCUUUGUGCAAACUCAUCACAGCAUCAGAGGCAGGAGAGCAGCUCAUCAACCGGGCUGUUAAAAAUAUGGUGGCUAUGCUCCAUCAGGUGCUAGUCCAACUCCAGACAGGAGAGAAGGAGCAGGAUUUCUCCCUCCUGCCCAUUCAGGUGUCCAUUAGUGUGCAGCUAUGGAGACUGCCAGGAUGCCAUGAGUUUCUGGCUGCUCUUGGAUUUGACUUAUGUGAGGUCGGCCAAGAAGAAGUGGUGCUGAAGACAGGCAAGCUAGCCAACCGCCGCACCUUGCACUUUGCCCUCCAGUCUCUGCUGGCACUGUUCGACUCCACAGAACUACCCAAGCGUCUGAGCCUGGACAGCUCAUCUUCCCUUGAGUCUCUAGCCUCUGCCCAGUCUGUGUCCAACCCUAUGCCCAUGGGAUACUCAAGCCUUCCCUUUUCUCCUCAUUGCCUGGACAAUCAGGCAUCAGAUGCCAUCUCUGUCUAUAGCCUCAGCUCUGUAGCCUCUUCCAUGAGCUUUGCUUCCAAGUCAGAGUGUGAUUUCCUCAGUCAUCGGCAACGCAGUGGGGCCACAGCACACUACUCCAUCCACAAACACCCUCACGUUCCCCGCAGUCGCUCCUCCCCUCAUGGGGCAGCCGCUGCGGUGGCAGGAGCCCGGGGGGAUGAGGAGGAAUAUGAGGGUUUUUCCAUCAUCAGCAGCGAGCCACUGGGAAGUCACUGUGACUCCUUGCCUCUGCCACCAGGCCACAGCCAGCGCCACCACCGUGGAGGCAGGGGGGUCGUCGGUGGAUCUGGCACAGGAGCAGGGAGAGGCUACACUGUGUCAGUAUCAUCAAGGGGCAGUGUCAGCACCCCCACAUCCCCUGUAAAAACAUGCCUGGUGCCCAGCCCAAACUCACCAUUCCAGAAGGUGGGUAAGGUGAGCAGUUCAGAUACAGGUGAAUCUGACCAGUCCAGCACAGAGACCGACAGCACUGUCAAGUCUCAGGAAGAAAAAACUGUCCCUCUGGAUCCUCAGGAGCUGGCCCAGAAGAUUCUGGAGGAGACUCAGAGCCAUCUACGGGCUGUGGGUAGCCUUCAGCGAGCUGGGGCAGAGGGUGGCACAGCUGGAGGAACCUCAGCACGUAGCAGCGCCUUCCGAUCUUCUGAAACUAGUGCUUUUAGCCGUCCUAACAGCAGCGCUAGUGGCCGAGCUCAGUCAUCCCCAAAACCCAAACCUCCCUCACGUUCCUCUUCACUGCAGAAGAUAAGCUCAGGCUACAAUAGUCCUGCGGUUUCAGAGUCUUCCCAAAAGGAGGGAAGCCACCCUUCGCCCACUCUGGACAGCCAUGCACAGUUGAAACUCAAGUACCCAAGCUCCCCAUACAGUGGCCACAUUUCUCGUUCCCCGAGUAAUGUGUCUCCUAGUUCGGGUCACCAGUCCCCUGCUGGUAGUGCUCCAUCCCCUGCCCUGUCCUACUCUUCUACAGGCUCUGCCUGCUCUACAUCAGCUGAUGCCCCAGACUUGGACCGGCUAAGAAGAGGGGUGAUUGAUGAGAAAGUCCAAGCUAUCCACAAUCUGAAGACCUUUUGGGCUAACGCUGCAGCCCAGCAACAGCAACAUCUACGUCCUGUCAGAGCCAUCCACAGUUCUCCUGGACCCCUUGCCUCCGCCAGUCGGGAUGUACUGAGCCUUCUGAACCUCUCACCACGCCGUUGCUCCCCUAAUGAUACCCAAGACAGCCUGGAGCUGCGGGAGCUGGGGCUGCAGUCACUGGAAAGGGGCAGCAAGAACUCUUCCAAUGGACACCACUGCUCCAACAGCAGAAAAGGGGCUCCAUCACCCACUAUUUCCACAAGCAGUAGCCCUGGUGCUCGUUCUAUCCGACUACCUGCUGGCAAUGGAUACAAGUUUCUGUCACCUGGGAGAUUUUUCCCAUCCUCAAAAUGCUGAGACAUUUAAAAGGGUCCUAUACUUUUACCUAUAAUUUGUUAUCCUGUGUGCUGGAGGAGUGGGGCACUUUUUCAGGACCACAAGGCCCACCAAGCUUGACUGACAUUGAGAAAAAUGAGAUGGGGUCAGUGAGUGCGAUCCUGCAGAGGCACAUGAAUGCUUUGGUGUGUCUUGUCUAUGUGCCCAUAACACUGUAAAUGGCAAUGAGAAGUACUCAACGACCUGAUACUGUGUUUGUGUGUAACUGUGUGUCAGGUAGAUGUAAAUGCCAUUCGGUAUUUUCCCCCAAAAAACUGUUUGUGUGGGCCAAGAUGCAACAGCUAUGACUGGUUUUCUCCAUUCUAUUUUUUUGUUUUAAAUU
Messenger RNA from Paralichthys olivaceus (Japanese flounder), 7640 nucleotides. Lineage: Eukaryota; Metazoa; Chordata; Actinopteri; Pleuronectiformes; Paralichthyidae. The record is from RefSeq and is a predicted model, not a curated record.